AUGUCCUCCUUUUCCACAGAUCUCCAGCGUCCUACUAUGCGCCGCAAAUCCUCUGCACAAAACCUUCUUUCGUCCUUCAAGACUCCGGCUCAGUCAUCGUCCUCGUCCGCCCCAGUGCCCCCGCCUCUCAAUCUCUCUUCCGCGUCCCCCAUAAACUCGACAAGCCUCUCCUUUGCCUCAGCUGCUACACCCACCGCAUCUACCCCAUUGCCUAGGGACUGGGAUGCCCAGUCGCUUCACUCAGACACUGUCGCUUCUACCCUCGCAGGUGCUCAGAGCCCACCCCUAGGCCAGGGCACCUCCAUCGACCUCCUCAGAGAACUCGUCCAGAAGAGGAUAACCACCUUGACAUAUCUCAGGAGCAUCCAUGAAGGACGCAGCCAUUGGUUCCAUACCAUCCAGAUCUCGCGUGCAGAACUGGACAAGGCCUUUCACAACAGCAAUCCAGCUAUCAGAAAACGUACAACUCGUUUUGCCAUUCUCGGGCUCUCGCUAUCAACUCUUUUGGAUAUAAACCAACCACUCGACCUGCUUCGUGGCCUAAAUAUCAUCAUUACGGAAUAUGAUCAGAGCAAGGAAGAAGGCGAUAAAUCCCGGAUGCGAAUAUUCAAAGGCAAGGGCUUAAAAAGGGGCACCCAAGGAAUCCCUGAAUUUGCUGGUUCCUACGUUGAUGGUUCCACAGACGCGUCCAGUUUACUAUCUCCUUCAAUCCCUUUCCCUUUAGAUUAUCAUCAGACUUUACUUUCUUUACUUGAUGUUCUCUCUGAAGUCUACAACAAAAUCUCCAAAGUUCUUGGUCCCUCACCUUUUCCAAUCCCUCAGCAACAGAUGAUGGGCCCUCUGGGACUUCUUGCACCACACCCUGGCGUUUCGUAUCUUUUUCCCUCGGAGAUUCCCCCUUCGAAUCCUCAGGGAGGAUUUAACAACCCAAAUCACCAGUCAAAUCCAAAUCUCCAUCAACUGCCAUAUCCACCGAAUGGUAUUCAGCCAGAAUCUGAACUGAGUGGAAGCUUAUGGGGAAUAGCAAAUCCCAGUUCUGGACCUAUGGGCGGUAGUUCCAUCGCCGGUCAGCCCGUGGUAGGAUGGUCAAGCGGCUUGGGUGAUCUAGUUGUCAAAAUUGACAGCAAACUAAAGGCGAGUAUUCUGUAUGGAUUCUCCUUACUUAAGGAACUUGACGAACUCGCCCGCGCAGGGAUCAAAGAUGAACUGGCAUCUUUAGAUCCUCUGCUUCGAAAUAUCAGCAACGGCUCUGGGGGCGUUGGCCAGGUUCUUUACGACUUCGAAGGCAUGUGA
Psilocybe cubensis is the source of this 1293-nucleotide messenger RNA. RefSeq lists its product as uncharacterized. The record is from RefSeq and is a predicted model, not a curated record. The transcript has 6 exons. Lineage: Eukaryota; Fungi; Basidiomycota; Agaricomycetes; Agaricales; Agrocybaceae. Bases 1 to 1293 code for a protein of 430 amino acids.